Molecule: messenger RNA, 1530 nt
Organism: Pelobates fuscus (common spadefoot toad)
Lineage: Eukaryota; Metazoa; Chordata; Amphibia; Anura; Pelobatidae
Product: tubulin alpha-1A chain-like
Exons: 4
Coding region: 94-1452 (452 amino acids)
Biological process (GO): mitotic cell cycle; microtubule cytoskeleton organization
Cellular component (GO): cytoplasm; microtubule
Molecular function (GO): structural constituent of cytoskeleton; GTP binding
Source: RefSeq, a predicted model, not a curated record
AAAGAGCAGACACAGAGAGGAUAGCAGAAUUCCCAAAACCGACCCCAUAACUCAUCGGAAUCAGGAGAAACCAACUACAACCAAAACAUCACCAUGAGGGAAUGUAUCUCAGUGCACGUUGGACAGGCUGGAGUGCAGAUUGGCAAUGCAUGCUGGGAGUUGUACUGUCUGGAGCAUGGAAUCCAGCCGGACGGACAGAUGCCCAGUGAUAAGACCAUUGGUGGAGGAGAUGAUUCCUUCAACACCUUCUUCAGUGAGACUGGGGCUGGGAAACACGUCCCCCGUGCUGUGUUCGUUGACCUGGAGCCCACCGUCAUUGACGAGGUGAGGACAGGAACCUACAGACAGCUUUUCCAUCCAGAACAACUGAUCACAGGCAAGGAAGACGCAGCAAAUAACUACGCCCGUGGUCAUUACACUAUUGGCAAGGAGAUCAUCGACCUGGUGCUGGACAGAAUCCGCAAGCUGGCCGAUCAAUGCACAGGACUCCAGGGCUUCCUUAUCUUCCACAGUUUUGGAGGUGGCACCGGUUCUGGCUUCACCUCCUUGCUGAUGGAACGUCUCUCUGUUGACUACGGCAAGAAGUCCAAACUGGAAUUCUCCAUCUACCCAGCUCCUCAGAUCUCCACAGCUGUGGUUGAACCAUACAACGCCAUCCUGACCACCCACACCACACUUGAGCACUCUGACUGUGCUUUCAUGGUGGAUAAUGAGGCCAUUUAUGAUAUCUGCCGCAGGAACCUGGAUAUUGAACGUCCAACCUAUACUAACCUGAACCGUCUGAUUGGCCAGAUUGUGUCAUCAAUCACAGCCUCCCUUAGAUUUGAUGGAGCUCUAAAUGUGGACCUGACAGAGUUCCAGACCAACCUGGUGCCCUAUCCCCGUAUCCACUUCCCAUUGGCCACUUACGCCCCUGUUAUCUCUGCAGAGAAGGCUUAUCAUGAGCAGCUUUCUGUAUCUGAGAUAACCAAUGCUUGCUUUGAGCCAGCCAACCAGAUGGUGAAAUGUGACCCCCGUCAUGGCAAAUACAUGGCUUGCUGCUUGCUCUACAGAGGUGAUGUGGUGCCCAAGGAUGUCAAUGCAGCUAUUGCCACCAUCAAGACCAAGCGUACCAUCCAGUUUGUGGACUGGUGCCCAACAGGUUUCAAAGUUGGUAUCAACUACCAGCCUCCCACUGUGGUACCCGGUGGAGAUCUGGCCAAGGUACAGCGUGCCGUGUGCAUGUUGAGUAACACAACAGCCAUCGCAGAGGCCUGGGCUCGUCUGGACCACAAGUUUGACCUGAUGUAUGCCAAGCGUGCCUUUGUGCACUGGUAUGUGGGAGAGGGAAUGGAGGAAGGAGAAUUCUCUGAGGCCCGAGAGGACAUGGCUGCUCUGGAGAAGGAUUAUGAAGAAGUUGGCACUGACAGCGUGGAUGGAGGAGAAGAGGGAGAGGAGGGAGAAGAAUAUUAAACUGAUGAACAAAAAUGCCAAUUACAAAACAUCCUAACAUUGAGAUGUAGUUUUAAUAAAAAUAUAUUUUAUAUUAUA